CCAUCGGAGCCGGAGGGGGCGGGUGUAACUCCAUUGAACCGGACGCUAUAUCCUUAUGUUCAACUGCUUCCGGAGUUUUGCUGCUGACUGACCCCGGCGUGAAGGAGUAGUAUCUUGUAAGGACAAACCCGUGGUCUAUUUUACUAAACGUGUCCCCGCUCCUCGCCCCUCGCCCCUCGCCCCUCGGUGCUCCCUGAUGGGCGGCUGGUCCCGCGCGGCGGUCCUGGCGCUCUACCGCUCUCUACUCCGGGCCGGGCGCCGCCUGACCUUCACCGACCGCGACUUCUACCGCCGCGCCGUCGCCCGCGAGUUCCGCCGCUGCCAGGCGCUCACGGCGCCGGGGGACCGCGAGGCCGCGCUCCGGAGGGGCCAGUUCUUCCUCAGCAGCCGAUUGGGCGGACUGAUGUAGGAGGCGGGGCUCGGAGGUCAUCUGCAAGUGCGACUUGAGGCUGUGGAUCUUACAGGUGGGUUUGAGGGCGGUCACUGGUCCCACUGGU
This is a messenger RNA of Gadus macrocephalus (Pacific cod), 497 nucleotides long. Its product is annotated as mitochondrial ribosome and complex I assembly factor AltMIEF1-like. The transcript has 2 exons. The record is from RefSeq and is a predicted model, not a curated record. The coding region runs from base 197 to 409 and encodes 70 amino acids. Lineage: Eukaryota; Metazoa; Chordata; Actinopteri; Gadiformes; Gadidae.